UAUCUUCUGUAUGUAUGUUAUUACUUUUAUCCAUUUAUGAACAAUUCUGUAAUUACGUAACAUUAUGAUUAACAGUAACAUUCAGAAUUAGAAACUUCUCGAACCUAAGACUGGUGUAAAGUAAUAUUUCAUUUUUUGGCUUUACACACACGUUUUUAACACAUUACAAUUUUUGUGUUCACUUCAGAAUCUGGAGUCUUUAUACAUUUGCUGCAUUUCAAAAUUUAAGUUAUUUUUUUUAACUACUCUUAGCAAAAUAUAUAAUUGUUAUUACUUGAAAAUUGUAUCUUAAGUACAGUAGACAGUUAAUUGAUAAUUGUGCGUAUAUGUACUUGUGUAUCACCAGAGUCUGCCUUAAUUCGUUUUCGAAUAUAUUUUUUUUCUUUGUUUUAUUCCAAAUUUGAAAUGAUUAUAAUAAAGUGGAAAGACUGAAUGGGGGGAGUUGUAGUUGUACAGUAGACUGCAUACCACAACAUAUUCAGGUUGUCAUGAAUCUGCUGACAUGAUAAUUAAUUGAUAUUGUUUUAAGCUGUAUAUUUUUCAUGUACUUUGUUUGUUAGCUAGUUAGCUCUGGAGUUUAAUGAUAGCAUUAAGAUUGGAAGGCUUAACAAGCUUAAAAAUGUUAGAAAACUUAAAGAUAAUUGUGCUGAUUUGAAGAUCAAUGGAAGAUUCAUUUUAUAUUUGUAAUUCAGUUAAUUUAACGAAUGACCAAGUGAGCAUGUGGAAUGAAGUAACCAUCCUGCCAUAUAAUAGUAAGGAGGAGCAAGAAAAGAAUUAUGAUGAAAUAUCAAAGAAAACUGAGUAUACCUUUGUCAGAGUGAAAACUGAACAGUCUGGUGAAUUAUUGCAUUAUGAUAUUUUUUCCAAGUUUAGUGAGAGUGAUGAUAUUGUCUGUUCAAAGAUUGAUGUUAUCGAAGUGAAAAAAGAAAAUAAAGAAGAGUUACAAAUUGUUAACUCUGAGUCAGAAGUGGCAUCAGAUUCAAAGGACUAUCUAAACAACUGUUAUGGUAACCAGUUUCCUUCUUAUCACGUACUUGCACUGAAAGCUUCUUAUACCAACAGUGCAGAAUCUCUGAAAGGAAGCAGUCAUGACAUGUUGAGUGAAAAUUUGCCAACAGAAAUUAUCUUAAAACAACAGAUUCCUAUGAAAUUAGGUAAACCUUAUGGCUGUACUAUGUGCAGCAAAGAAUUUGGAAGACACACUGAUUUAAAAAGACAUCAGAGGGUACACACUGAGGAAAAAUCGUAUAGUUGUGAUAUAUGUAGCAAGACAUUUCCACAGAAGUCUUAUGUAAAAGAACAUCGUGUUAUUCAUUCUGAGGUGAAACCACACAGUUGUGAUGUGUGUGGAAAAGAAUUUGCAAAAAAAAGAUCAUUGAAAGAACAUCAGUGGAUUCACACUGGUAAGAAGCUGUACAGAUGUAGUAUCUGUGACAAGGAAUUUUCACAAAGUUCUUCUAUGAAAAGACAUCAGCGUAUCCACUUAAGUGGAAAUAUACACAGAUGUAAUGUCUGUGGCAAAGAAUUUGAGGGGAAAAAAUCACUAAAGGAACAUCAGUGGAUCCACACUGGUAAGAAACUGUACAGUUGUGAGAGCUGUGAAAUUGAAUUUGCAAACAGUUCAUCCUUAAAAAGACAUAACUUUACCCACAAUACAGAAAAACCAUACAGUUGUGAUAUUUGUGGCAAAGUAUUUUCAACAAAAUCAAAUCUUAAAAUGCAUGAACUUAUACAUACUGGAGAGAAACCAUACAGUUGUGAUGAGUGUGACAAAAAAUUUGCAAAAAAUGUAUCCCUAAAGGAACAUCAGUGGAUCCACACUGGGAAGAAAUUAUAUAGUUGUAGUAUCUGUGAGAAGGAAUUUUCACAGAGCAAAUCUUUAAAAUUGCAUCAGAGGAUUCACAGUGAUGAGAAACCAUACAGCUGUGAUGUCUGUGAAAAAAGAUUUGUGACAAAUACUCGCCUAAAGAUACAUCAGAGGAUACACACUGGAGAGAAACUGUAUAGUUGUAAUGUCUGUAGCAAGGAAUUUUCAAGAAGUGUACAUUUACAGAUGCAUAAAAAAAUUCAUAGUGAAGAUAAACCAUACAGCUGCCUUUUAUGUGUCAAAACAUUUAAAAGAAAUAGUGAGUUGAAAAUGCAUCGGAUGAUACACACUGGGGAGAAACCAUAUAGUUGUAUUGAAUGCUGCAAAGGAUUUAAAAGAAACAGUGAAUUAAAAAGACACCAGAGGAUCCAUACUGGAGAGAAACCAUACAGAUGCGUUGUGUGUGUCAAAGAAUUGAGGAUGAAUAGUCAUUUAGAAAUACAUCAGAGGGUACAUACUGGUGAAAAACCGUACAGUUGUGAUACUUGUGGCAAGCGAUUUUCAGGAAGUGCAAAUUUAAAAAUGCACCAGAGUAUUCACAGUGGAGAUAAACCAUAUAAUUGUGUUGUGUGUGACAAAGAAUUUAGGUUAAAUAGGUACUUAAAAAAACACCAGCGAAAGCACACAAAGAAGGAACCAUACUUUAAGAAAGAGCACUCUACAGAAGCAACUGUGAUGGGCAUGGUGAAAAGUAUAUGUAAUGCUACGGAUACAUUUGGGUAUAGCUUUUCACAAGUCAAGCUGCAAUCUUCAGAUAAGAAUAUAAAGGGUGACACUGAUUUAACCAUGGAAGUAUUAAGUACAAACUUCGGACCAUUUUCCAAUGAUGAACAGAAUGCUUUGUUGGAUUUUAAAUUGCUGAUUAGUCAAGAAAAAAUUACAAAAACAUCUAGAACUCUAGCAUCAGAAGAAGUUGCUUUAUUAAAAGAAGGCUCCUUUCAUUCUGAGUUUCACAUGAUAAAAAAGGAACAUGAAGAAUACUGUGAUGAAGUAACAGAGGAGACAAAGAAUAUUCUUAUCAGGCUGAAAAAUGAACAGUCUGAUGAUUUCCCACAAGAUGGUAUUAUAUCCAAGUUCAGUGAGAGUGAUGAUGAUGAUGAUCGAGUUUGUUCAAAACUUAAUCUUCUAAGUAUGAGGAAAGGAAAUGAAAGACUUAAACAAGAGUUGCUACAAGUUAAUUCAGGGUUAGAAACAACACUGGAUCCAAAGAACAAUUUGAACACCUGUCAUGAAAAUCAGUUUUCUGAAUAUCAUACGCUAAUAGAAAAAGCAUGCUGUUCAAACGUUGAUUCUUUUGGUACAUCGUUUUCAAGUGAAACUAACUUUAAACAUUAUCCAAUUUCUCACAGGGGAAGUAAACCAUACAGUUGUGCAGAGUGUGGCAAAGAAUUUAGAAAAAAAAAUUUCCUUAAAAAGCAUCAGGUAAUACACUCUUGGUUGAAACCGUACAGAUGUUUAGUGUGUGACAAAGAAUUUAGAAGAAAUGGUGAACUCAAAAGACAUGAGAAGAUACAUGCUAAAGAAAAACCAUACAAGUGCAUGGUGUGCUGUCAAAAAUUUAAAACAAAUAACCACCUAAAAAUUCAUGAGAGUAUGCACAGUGGGGAUAAACCAUACAAUUGCUUAAUUUGUGGCAAUAAAUUUAGUUUCAAUAGUGCUUUAAAAAGACAUCUGAGAAUUCAUUCUGGGGAGAAACCAUUUAGUUGUGUAGUCUGUGGUAAGAAAUUUUGUAACAGUGGUGACCAAAAAGUGCAUAUGAGGAUACACACUGGGGAGAAACCCUACACUUGUGUAGUGUGUGGUAGAAAGUUCAGAAAAACUAGUGACCUAAAACCACAUUUGAGAAUACACACUGGAGAAAAACUAUACAAUUGUACAGCAUGUGGUAAAGAAUUUCGAACAAACAGUUACUUAAAAAUACAUAAGAGGAUCCAUACUGGUGAAGAACCGUACAGUUGUGUAGUAUGUGGUAAAAACUUUAGAAUUAAAAGUAGCCUUACAAUACACGAAAAGUUGCACCUGGGAGAGAAACUAUACAAUUGUUUAGUAUGUGGAAAAGAAUUCCAAACAAGUGGUUACUUAAAAAAACAUGAAAGGGUUCACACUGGAGAAAAACCAUACAGUUGUGUAGUAUGUUGCAAAAAGUUUCGAACAAGUGGUUACUUAAAACUCCAUAAGCGGAUUCACAGUGUUGAAAAUCCAUACACUUGUGAAGUGUGUGGCAAAGAAUUUGAAAGAAUAAGUUUCCUGAAGAAACAUGAGAAAACACACACUGGUGAGAAACUGCAUAGUUGUAUUGUCUGUAACAAAGAAUAUGUACAUUAUUCCUCUUUAAAAAGACAUGAACAUAUCCACAGAGGAGGUAAACCAUACAAGAGUGAAGUGCUUUUCUAGAAUUAGUUACAUAGAUAACAUAGGGGUGAAACUAAGAGUUUUGUGUGAGAUAGAGAAUUUGGUUGAGAGUGGUGUAAGAACACAUAGUGAAAAGUAUACAUACAUUUGUGAUGUGUAUAGUAAGAAAGUUUUAAAGAAACGAUAGUUCAGUAUACAUAUUGCUGUGUUCAAUACAAAUCAAAAUUUCCAUUACUGUAGUGUAUGACAAAGAAUUUUCUACUAAAAAUAUUUAAGAAAUGCAAAUGGAUAAACAUUGGGGAAAAACAGUAAACCUAUAAAAGUUUGAUGGUCAAUUUACAGACUCAAUUUAUCCAUAAAAUAGUGUUAGAUGUUGUGAUUAUAUAGGAUGUGACAAAGAAUUUGAAAAAGGUUGUUCAUUAAAACUGUAUUGUUUGGUUCA
Messenger RNA from Limulus polyphemus (Atlantic horseshoe crab), 4661 nucleotides. Its product is annotated as zinc finger protein 420-like. Gene Ontology annotation, biological process: regulation of DNA-templated transcription. Lineage: Eukaryota; Metazoa; Arthropoda; Merostomata; Xiphosura; Limulidae. The record is from RefSeq and is a predicted model, not a curated record. The transcript is spliced from 10 exons. The coding region runs from base 662 to 4261 and encodes 1199 amino acids. Gene Ontology annotation, molecular function: DNA-binding transcription factor activity, RNA polymerase II-specific; RNA polymerase II cis-regulatory region sequence-specific DNA binding.